This is a messenger RNA of Paralichthys olivaceus (Japanese flounder), 1888 nucleotides long. Lineage: Eukaryota; Metazoa; Chordata; Actinopteri; Pleuronectiformes; Paralichthyidae. The record is from RefSeq and is a predicted model, not a curated record.
GAAACAGAACAGCUCUGCCCCUCCACCAGAGAGCCCGCCCAAAGAGCUGGCCAGCAGCUCGCCCUCUCAGAAACGGCCUGCUGCUGACUUCAUUGACCCUCUAGCCAACAAAAAGCCCAGGAUAUCCCACCUUGCUAGCAAAGCUACAACAGCACCUGUUAAUGGCAGGUUCGGCUCCUCCAAUGGGAGAGGAGAGGCUGGAGGAGCGCAGGCAGAGGUGGUUUCCAUGGCAGAAGGUGGCGUGACGUCCAGCUCCCAGCAGCUCCCAGUGCUGGACAUCCCUCGUCCCUUCGAAGCUCUGUCGGACGUCAGCAAUGACUCCAGCCACAAUGGGAGAGAUUGUGACUCUCAAGAAACCGUGGUAUCGGAGAGGCUCAGCCAAACUCCUUUGGUCUUAACCAUGUCAACGGCACUCACAAUGGCACUCAAUGCACCCAGCAUCAGCACAUCAUCUCCCGGACACUCAGUCCUGGACGGACUUCGGGACAAGAGCCUCUCAUCUUUCAACAGCAAGUCCAAGAAGAAGUCGAAAAAGCAUAAAGAGAAGGAGAAGAGCAAAGAAAGGGAGAGGGUGAGAGAAAAGGAGAAGGAGAGGAAGAGUCGCGAGGAACGUGUGCCUGAGCCUAAUAGAGCCUGUGAGAUGAGCCCAGGAAACCUCAAAAGCAACAGUAUUCCACAGAAAAGCACAGUUCUGAACGGGAUGUGCAACAGUACCAGUAUUCCUUCAUCAUCACCUGAGGUGGCAGACUACUUAUUAAAGUACACAGUAAUUGGCUCUCCAGAGCAGCGUCAGAGGUAUAAAAACGAUUUCAACGCAGAGUACAGUGAGUACCGGGGCCUGCAUGCUCGCAUAGAGGGCAUCACCCGGCAGUUCACUGUGCUCGACAAUGAGCUCAAGCAACUCCAGCAAGGCACAGACAAGUACAAGACAAUCCACAAUCAGAUACUUCAAGAAUAUCAUAAAAUAAAAAAGACUAAUCCAAACUAUAGCCAAGAGAAGAACCGCUGUGAAUAUCUACACAACAAACUGGCACAUAUAAAGAGACAUAUUGCAGAGUACGAUCAACAGCAACUUUAAAAGUAGUUAUUAGACAUUGUUUCCCUGUUAUCUCUGGAAACCAAGCAGAUAAAGGAAAACUUUGGAUUCCGCUUGUGCAAAAAAAAAAGUUCUAAUGAAAGAUGCCAUGAAGGGAGUAUUUCCCUCAUUGGGGCCAAAGGCUCUAGAGAGGACUUAGCAGGACAUGUGAUCUCUUUUUCUCUCUCUCUUUCCUUUCAUUUGUUUUUUUCCCCCUCCUUUUUGAAAACGGGGAUGCGUCUGGUGUGGCCAGGUCCAUCUGUGUAGUUACAAUGCGUUCAGAAAGAAUGACAAGUUGUGUGGCUUUGUUUGUUCUCAACAGCCCACCCUGCUUACUGUGCACAGAGGUCUGAACGAGUCAAAAACAUGGACAGUUUCUCGGGCAAAUAUUUGUUCCUUCUUUUGAAACUGGAGGGAAGGGAAGGGCGACACUGAGAUGAAUACUGCUGAUUGUACGCCAAAAGCAACUAAUUUUGUUUUCGUGUAAAGAAAAAUUUAAGUUAAUGAUGCUUCAGUUUACCCCUUAUCUUGAAACAAAUGUUGUGAUGUUCCCCUUAUUUUUCUGUCUUCCUUUUUAUUUAUUUUGGACAUUUAACUGGGGGGGAAUGAAUCUGUCCUACACUCCUGAAUACCAGUACUUACUUAAAAUCUCUUAUUUUUCUUUUUUUUGUCCUCACAUCUUGAAUGUCAGACAGUUUUUGUUUUUUGUUUUUUUUUAAUUCAGAAGCUGCCUUGCCCACCUAAUUGUCAACUUGUUGGCAUUCAUCAUUCUUUUCUCUUUUAAAGAGAUGCAGUUAUUACUCCUUGAUUAAA